This is a messenger RNA of Trachemys scripta elegans, 3871 nucleotides long. RefSeq names its product transmembrane protein 240 (gene TMEM240). The record is from RefSeq and is a predicted model, not a curated record. Bases 135 to 584 code for a protein of 149 amino acids. NCBI's taxonomy places the organism in Eukaryota, Metazoa, Chordata, Testudines, Emydidae. The transcript has 4 exons.
GACAAAACAUUUGUCAAUUUCCAGUUGAUGUCCAUGAAUGCAAACACCAUGAUUUUCAUGAUCCUGGGGGCCUCUAUCGUUAUGAGUUGACCAGAUGCCUUGGUUAUGGGCUCUUACAGGCAAUAGCUUGCUUGAUGGACAUGAAUGCGCUGUUGGACCGGUUUCACAAUUACAUCUUACCGCAUUUAAGAGGAGAAGAUCGAGUUUGCCACUGCAACUGUGGAAGGCAUCAUGUACAUUAUGUUAUUCCAUACGACGGAGACCAGUCGGUGGUGGAUUCCUCGGAGAAUUACUUUGUGACUGACAAUGUCACCAAGCAGGAGAUUGAUCUGAUGUUGGGACUUUUGCUGGGCUUUUGUAUAAGCUGGUUUCUGGUGUGGAUGGAUGGAGUUCUCCAUUAUGCUGUGCGAGCCUGGAGAACCAGCCGACGGUACGACAAUUCUUGGUCUUGGAUUCCGAAAUUUUGUAACUUGAAGGAGUUCAGGAAACGUCAGCACAGGCAGUACGAGGAGGCCACGGGGAACAUGGUGCACAUCAAACAGAAGCUGUAUCAUAACGGACAUCCCAGCCCCCGACACCUCUGAGAAAUGCCUUCCCCUCCAGAGACUGCAAAGCGAUUUUAGAACUGGGCUUUUAGGGGAACGCCUGUGAGUUCGCUCCUCUAUGGAAGAGAGUGGAGGACGCCAUUUUAUUUAUCUAGGCGGGGUGAUUCUGAGGCACACCGCGAAUGCACAACUAAGCCAGUUCUGGCUGCAAGGCAGCCAAGACAUUGCACUGUGUUCGUUUUAUUGUUGGACUUCUGUAUAUAUGUUUAAAAAAAAGGGCGGAGGGGGGAAAGAUUUGCAUUAUACUUCCAAAUCCCCCUCCCCACUGUUUGAAAUUCUCCUGCACCGUCAGUGCACCUCUUUUGGGAUCUGCUCUCCGAAGAGGUUAACGAUGCUCAGGCGAGAGCUAGAAGCCUUUCAACUUGGUUUGCUCCAUGAUGUUUCCUUUCUGAGGCUGACUCAUGCCGCCGCAGGUUUGGAGGGGGGCUCGUGCUGGUGCGUUUCCAAGGUGCAGUGUCCCUUUUCGUUAGUUAUUUUUUGCGGUCAAUGAAGUUCUAGAAAUACACAAAUGAUUCGUUCUUCCUCUUGGUCUACAGCAAAACCUGCCUUAAGCAAAGGCCCCCUAGGAAGCUGCAAAACCAACCAAUGGGAUUUUAGCAUUUUAAGAGGGCUGCUCCUGCUCCAUCUCACACCAGUUUUAUGUUGGUGUCACUCCAUUGACUUCACUGCGUAUUUACACCACCAUGAGAGGAGAACUGGAGCCAGAGACUUCGAUGGGGUUGCUCCGGGGGCGAGAGAGGAGAAUAAAACUCACUGAGAUAAGUGGAGUUGUUUACACUGGUGUACGGCAGAUGUAAGGGGAAAAAUCAGGCCCACCAUUUGCUAUAUAAAUGUUAAGUCAUUCACCACCCCCCUGGGAGGAAGUGAAGUAUCACCCCCAUGUUACAGACGGGGAAACUGAGGCACAGAGAAGGGCGGUGCCAGUGAGUCGGUGGGAGUAGGCCCUGGAGACUCCCCUCCCCUAGCCCCAAGCUCUCGAGCAGUUGCCUCGCUCUUUGCAUUAGUUCUCUGAGGGGCUGUUAGUGGAGGUGAAUAGAUUUGAAGCUAAACCCCAGCUCCAAGCCCCCCACUGCCGGAUGGGUUCAACCAGAGCCUCGGAUCACAGCCUGCACCAGGAGGUGGGGAACUUAGCAUCUGAUCGGACUCAGGCCUAGCUUUAGGCUUAAGUGCAGGUUUCAGCGUAGCGAUUGAGGGUUGUAAAAACGCAUUCACGUCCAGAGAAUGCCCUUAACAUGCUGGUAGUGCUGCCUGAGCUAAGGUUACGUGACAGUAGCCCCUGUGCAUCGAUACAUUUCCUGCAGGGGACACUGGGAGCACUGUAGCAAACUCAGUCAGUUGGGCACGGAUGGUUCCACUGAUUUUUCAAUGGGACUAUUCGCAGAACAAGCUUCUAACUCAGUGUGAGUAAGGGGCGAGGGGCCGGCACCAAGAACUGAAGGGUGAGUCCUCGUUUCUACUGAGGUCCUAUUGUAUUACUUAGUGGGCUUGAGUUUAAAGGGCAGGGGGAAAACAUGUAGGAAAAAUGCAUGUCCCUUCUAUGAAUUCUUGGAUUCUGUAUGAACCUGCGUAGGUUUCGAUUGCAAUGUCUGGGUGUGGGAGGGGAACCCAACACCCCUUCCCCCCCACCCCCCCAAAAAAACAACCCUUUGUAUUAUUUUUAAUUGGCUUCCUCUGUCUGGGACCAGUUUAAUUCAGAAAACAAAACACAGACCCAUGUUUUCUAUAGCUUAGAUAGUUCAUAGCACAUCUGGCCUUUUAGUCACACCUGGUUGGAAAAUACGUGGCCAGCUGAUCCACCUCGGUGCUUUGUUCCGCUGCUUGCGCGUUUGUCAUUCAAGGCUGUAGGCACUUGGAAAGGGGUGGUUGGGAGCAGCUCCUUUCCAAGGCAAAGGGCAGUACAGCCGGGCUGGGUGAAAUGAGCCUUGUGAAUUGGGCCUUUAUGGGCUAAAUCCUCUGCUGCUGUAAACUGGCAUUGACUUCAAUGAGCUCUACGGCUUGACUGCAGCUCAGGCGCUGGCCCCUUGCCGUCAGUGGAGACUGGCUACCAAGCUGUCUUGGAUGGUUUAGACACAACAAAUCCUGCAUCUGGACAGAGGGUUAGACCAGCUGACCCUGGCGGGACUUUCUAACCCUGUGAUUCCAUGAUGCCAAUUUACACAACCCGAGGAUCUGCCUUUCAUUUUUGGUAAGGUAGAGAACAGCCCCGUGGAAGGAAAUGAGCUUUAACUCCGCCUUCGACAUGGUGCCCGCCACCGUAGCGAGCGGAAAAACGGUGAUCCCAGGCCAGGCUGUAUUAGAACGGUAGCGCUGCUCUGCACAUUGAUUUGCGUUGCUGUUUACUCGAGACUCAACUUCCAGUGCCCAGGGAUGGCUCAUGCUGCUCCAGCCAGGGGAGAGUUUCAGGACAGGCCCUGCCUCUCGCGCAGAGGAAGCGAAAUCCUCCACCACGCACGGGCCCAUUUUCCUUCCGGCCUCUCUUCCAUACACAGACUAUUUAGUUCCCCCCUCCGUGAGCAAUGGCAGGCUGGGGGAGUGAGGCCCAAACCUGGCUAAGCCCCACGCCGUGGAAAAGAGCACAUCCUCAUAGCACAGGGUCUGACCGCCCCCAGGCCACUGCAGGCAGUGGCAAUACGCAGUGAAUUUAAUGCACUUUGCUACAAAGCAUAUUCAGCCAAAAGCAGCCGGACCAUAGGCACCUCUAUGCAAAAAGGCCGGUGCACCCCUUAUGCCCGGAGGCUGCUGGGGGCAGUCUCAGCACAGUGAAUUCAUGCCCUCCAGGGCCAUUCUUAUGUAUGUUACACCCGCAUGACUUUGUUGGCCUGAUUCUCUUCUCCCGGUGGUUUCAGAGGGGUGGGCGGCUCCAUGAACGUCACUAGAGCUACUCCAGAUUUACCCCAGUGUAUCAGAGGUCGGAAUAGGGCCCACUCCCAGGAGGGGAAACCGUGUGCAAUAGCUGGGCAAUUGGUGAAUACUGCGGCCUAGGAACCGAAUGGUGACAUUCACGCCUGCAGAGCGGCAGCACCCAGCCUAGCCUCCGAGUUUACAGGCACUCAUGGCCGUGCCGGACUUUUUCCGCCUAGGAAGCACUCACAGGCAGUUACAGAGAAGCAUUAGGUAAAAGAGUGCUGGUUCUUUGGUGGGAUUUUUGUUUUUAAGAGCCCCCCAGUAUCACCCCUAUGAGCGUUAACGGGGUGUGAAUUCCAAAGCGUUUUGAUGGCGCAGGCUCGAGGCCCACCCCAUCACCAGCGCUGGGCUUCCCUGGCCUU